GGUGCUCUUGUGACGACCUCUGCUGAUGCUAUCAGUCCACUGCGGAUAGGCAUGCUGAGUAAUCCUGCUGUAAAUGGGCGAGGACACGGACACACGGAAAAUUAACCACAGCUUUCUGCGAGACCACAACUAUGUGACUGAAGCUGAUAUUAUUUCUACAGUUGAGUUCAACCACACUGGAGAACUGCUGGCUACUGGUGACAAGGGGGGUCGAGUUGUUAUAUUCCAAAGGGAACCUGAGAGUAAAAAUGAGCCUUACAAUCAGGGGGAGUACAAUGUUUACAGCACUUUCCAGAGCCAUGAACCGGAAUUUGAUUAUUUGAAGAGCUUGGAGAUAGAAGAGAAAAUAAACAAGAUCAAGUGGUUACCACAGCAAAAUGCAGCUCACUCACUUUUAUCAACAAAUGAUAAAACAAUCAAAUUGUGGAAAAUUACUGAAAGAGAUAAGAGACCAGAGGGGUACAACUUAAAAGAUGAAGAAGGAAAGCUUAAAGAUCUUUCUACAGUAACGUCACUGCAGGUGCCUGUAUUGAAACCCAUGGAUUUGAUGGUAGAAGUCACUCCCAGGAGAAUCUUUGCUAAUGGUCACACCUAUCAUGUCAACUCAAUAUCUGUCAACAGUGACUGUGAGACGUACAUGUCAGCGGAUGAUCUCAGGAUUAACCUCUGGCAUUUAGCUAUCACAGAUAGGAGCUUCAACAUUGUAGAUAUAAAGCCAGCCAAUAUGGAGGAUCUGACGGAAGUGAUUACAGCCUCUGAGUUCCAUCCCCACCACUGCAAUCUCUUUGUCUACAGCAGCAGCAAAGGAUCCCUGAGACUCUGCGACAUGAGGGCAUCGGCUCUCUGUGACAAACAUUCCAAGCUUUAUGAAGAACCAGAAGACCCCAGUAACAGAUCAUUUUUUUCAGAAAUUAUCUCUUCAGUGUCAGAUGUCAAAUUCAGUCACAGUGGUAGAUACAUGCUUACAAGAGAUUACCUCACUGUCAAGGUUUGGGAUCUGAACAUGGAAACAAAGCCUGUAGAAACAUACCAGGUCCAUGAUUACCUUAGAAGCAAGUUAUGUUCCCUCUAUGAAAACGACUGCAUCUUUGACAAGUUUGAAUGUGCAUGGAAUGGAUCUGACAGUGUGAUAAUGACAGGUGCAUAUAACAACUUUUUUCGAAUGUUUGACCGCAACACCAAGCGGGAUGUCACCUUGGAGGCUUCCCGCGAGAGCAGUAAGCCACGAGCCAUUCUUAAGCCCCGGAGAGUCUGCGUUGGAGGCAAACGGAGGAAAGAUGACAUCAGUGUUGACAGUUUGGACUUUACUAAGAAGAUCUUGCACACAGCAUGGCACCCAACCGAGAACAUCAUUGCUAUAGCAGCGACAAACAAUCUGUACAUAUUUCAGGAUAAAGUGAACUCAGAAAUGCACUAGAUUUAUCAAUAUCCCUCUAUAUUUACAAACCAGCCUCUUGACAGUUGUAGAAGGAUGUGAUCUUCACAAAAAUUGUGGCUUCUGUGGUGGGAUUUGUAGAUUACAUCCUUUCAUCCCUCAGCCUGUAUCAUUAUUGGUGGCAAGCCAAUUAUUUUCCAUCACUGCAACUGUAUGAGUAAAAGGCACGAGUGCAAAUCCA
Messenger RNA from Pseudopodoces humilis (Tibetan ground-tit), 1616 nucleotides. RefSeq names its product protein phosphatase 2 regulatory subunit Bgamma (gene PPP2R2C). Gene Ontology annotation, molecular function: protein binding; protein phosphatase regulator activity. NCBI's taxonomy places the organism in Eukaryota, Metazoa, Chordata, Aves, Passeriformes, Paridae. Gene Ontology annotation, cellular component: protein phosphatase type 2A complex. The record is from RefSeq and is a predicted model, not a curated record.